AUGGAGUGGGGUAGCCACUCAGAGAGUUUUGUCAUGGAGGGUGUCCUAAUGCAGCUGUGUGUCCAUGUUUGAGUCUCUUAGGGAGGCCAGAACCAAAAGGGGGACCAAACCCAGCCCCAAGAUAAGGCCCAGUCACAGCACUCGGCUGAGGCCACCAAGAACAGCCAGCUGUGGAGUGGAGUGUUUGGUAUCACUCUGGUAGAGGGACAGGACAUGCCUGAAAAUGGCCAGGGGGACGUCUAUGUGCGCUACAGGCUGGGAGAGCAGAGGUACAAGAGCAAGGUGAGCUUCUUUCUCUAUAUAGCAAUUUCUCCUUGUUUUUUUUGCUUCCUCCCUUCCUUUUCUCUUCCACUACCCUUUGCACAUGCUCUCCACCCUCCUUUCAUCCCCCACUUUCUCUCUCUCUCUGUCUCUCCCUUUCUCCUUCUCUCCCUCCCUUUCUCCCAGCAGGUGCCUGUCAGUGGCUCACCUCCACCUUGGCUCACUGGGGCAUUGCAGAGCAGCUCAUUAGACUAGGUAUCUCUGCCACUGUACAAUCUCCCCACUACGCUCUCCUUCAGGUAGAGGGCUUCACUAUGCUUCACUUGAUUUGCAUACCCAGCAUGCCCUGCUCAUCUACCUCUACUUGUUGGCCUCCCCCCUGAUGAUUCCGCAGUGCGCCAGUCUUGUGUUCUCAUGUCAUUUCUCUGUAAACCUCUCUGGUUUCGUUUCGGCUUGUUUGUUGAACAAAGCUAAUUCUAAUUGGAUGCUGUCAGUGUUUACGAUCCCAGAGAGGAGGCUGAGGUGCACUCACACAAAAAACCCUCCUCUCCUCUCCCCCGCCCCGUCCUGGUCGCACUGAAUGAAGACUUAAUCCACCUGUCAUGUAGUCUCUGCUCACUGUGACACUGCAUUAAACCUGACACUGCUCCACACCAGGCUCUGUGUGUGUUUGUGCCAGUGCCCACUCACACUACAGUACUGUAUAAGCACUCUGCUCUUUCUCUCUCCCCCAGAACCUGUGCGUUCAAGCCAACCCUCAGUGGAGGGAGAUGUUUGACUUCAACAAGUAUGAGGACUGUCUGGAGCCACUGCAGGUGGAGGUGUUUGCUAAGAGAGGCAGGAAGAGCGAGGAAUCCUGGGGAAUGUGAGUAUUGAUUUGCUUGAUUCUGAUAGUUAGUGUUGUUUUUGUGGAAUGACUGCUGUUCUUUCAGAUAGACAUCUGCAUUGCUUGCUGUUCUGGGUUUUAGGCUGGGUUUCUGUAUAAGCACUUUGUGACAUCUGCUGAUGUAAAAAGGGCUUUAUAAAUACAUUUGAUUUGAUUUUGAUUCUUAUUAAGCAGUGAUAUUGAAGACUGAUCCCAUCUUUAUCUAGGUUUGAGGUGGACCUGUCCAGGCUGCCAGUAGCCACACAGCAGCUCUACACCCACGUCCUGGAUGAAGACAAGGGCAGGCUGGUGUUCCUGGCCACCCUCAACCCCUGCUGUGGGGUGUCCAUCAACGAAAUCAACAAACCUCCCCUGGAACAGCCAGACGAGAGGGACCAAAUACUGGAGAAAUAUGUUAGUACUUUUAGUGACAUAUUACUAUUUAUUCAUGCCACUUUUGACAUUUUACAUGCUAGAAUUAAUAUAAGUGCUACUAGCAGAUAAGUAAGUACAUUUCAAAAGCUCUCUAGGAAUACUAACUUGCAUUAAUACAUUUAACUAAGACUGUUUGUAUCAUUUUACUUUUGCAGAGUUUGAGGAACUCUCACAAAAGUUUGAGGGAGGUUGGCUUCCUUCAAGUCAAGGUUGUCAGUGCCACAGAUCUCACAUCAACUGACCUCAAUGGUGAUAUAUCACUCCACUUUUAACCAUUACCGUUUUAACUGGUUAAGAUGUAUGGCUAAGUUCAUCUACAUUUGCACACACAUUUUAACACAGCUUUGUUAAUUCUUUGCAGGGAAAAGUGAUCCAUUCUGUGUACUGGAGCUGGGGAACAGCAGGCUACAGACUCAGACCCUCUACAAAACACUCAACCCUGAGUGGAACAAAGUCUUUACAUUGUAAAUGUGUUUUUACUUGGUCUUAUAGUGUACUUUGUAUACAUUGAUGCAAAUUAAUGUAUUCCUUCAAAUCUGGACUAACUGGUUAUCUGUUGACAGCCCAAUAAAGGACAUCCAUGAUGUUUUAGAGAUGACGGUCUUUGGUGAAGACGGAGACAAAGCCCCUAACUUUCUGGGCAGAGUGGCCAUUCCAUUACUCACUGUAAGUUGGGGAUCCUUGGAUUCAUAAUGGGCUUAUAGUUCAUUCACUGACAUUGACAAGUCGUAAAACAUGUAAUGGAUCAGAGAAGGGCUAUUGAUUGUACUACAUUUUCCAACGCUACAGGUUCAGAAUGGACAGCAGGUCACCCGGGGGUUGAAGAAAGCGAACUUGGGGGGUCCGGCCAAAGGGACCAUCUCACUGGUGAUGGAAGUCCACUAUAACCCAGUAAGAAUUCACUGGCUGAUUCUAGCCUAGCUAAUGCUCUUUGACAGAUGACCCAAUCAUAUACCAUACUCACUGUAUACUGAGUUUUCCCAUUGCAUUGAGUUUCCUUUUGCUUUUGGAUUGGAUUUGUCUUUGACAAUUUGUAAUAUCUUUCUCAGGUUAGAGCUGGCAUAAGAACCUUCAAACCAAAAGAGGAAAAGUUCCUGGAGGACAACCCAAAAUUUGCCAAAAAGGUUUGUUUUAGCAAUGAAUUUUAGGCCUAUAUAAUCUAAAAUACAUAAUUUAUACACAUAAAGCAUGGUAGAUACAGUUUGUUGAAUGAAGGAGUGAAACGUGAAUACUGGAACAUGUCCCUCAUAUAACAGAAACAAAGCUGCCACAGGCAAGCAGCAUCAAAGCUUUGAUUGGUCAUAGUCUAACUAAUUGGCUUUAUUGGCUCCAGACAUCAAACUAAUAAAGCCACACAGUAGCAAAUAAGGCCUUGAGUAAACCUGAAUAAACCUGCGUAUGAAUCAUACACAUAAAGCUUUUAUCAAAUCAUGCUAACUGCCAUUUGCCAUCUGAUUUUCCCAUUAGGUCCUUGCCCAGAAUAUCUACAGAGUUCGGAAAAUCACCAUGGCAGUGCUGCAUACGUUACAGUACAUUAAAAGCUGUUUUCAGUGGGAGAGCAAGCGACAGAGUAUAAUAGCCUUCCUGGUAAGUCAUUGCCCCAUGUUAAUGAACUAGCGCUAAGCCUUGGGCUGUGCAAGUGGUAUCUCUGUCCUAUUUCACUGCAGAACAUUUUAACUCUUUCGUUUGUCUAUGUGAAAUAGAUGAUGGACAUUAUGGUUAGUCAGGUAUACGUAUCUAGAUUCUUGUUACUGUUUCUCAGUCACAUGCUUCCAAAGAAUCGAAGCUCCUGUCUUCAUCUCCAUUUUGCAUUUGAAAGUAAAGUAGAAGAUGUGCUCUAUCCUUUAAUUCAAACCCCACUUGUCUUCCUUCAGUGUUCUUCUGGCACUAUGGCUUUAUGUGAAGGGCUUCGGUUUGGUCAUCUGACUUCCUGGUAAAGCCCUCCCCCUGGGGACGGUGUUCGGAGGAUCACAGACUCUGCUCUUCUGUGUGGAGGAGGAUUGACAGUCGGCCUGGGAGAUUUGAACCUUGUAUAAAUGUCUCUGUUUAGCAGUUUUAAUGAGGCGUUGUGAUCUAUUGCACUAAGCUGAAAUAAUCUUUAUUUCACCCCAUGAAUUCCCCUUAAAGCACAUGUAAUGUCAUGAUUAAGAGCAUCCUCUUGCCAUAAACCCCUGGCAGCGUCAAGUCAGGGUGAGGAAGCGGUCACAGACAGAUCCCUGUCUUCACAGCCUUCAUUCCUCUCUAUGUUCUGUCUCGGGGCGACGUGCAUUUCAUACCUGGUGUAUUCUAUAAACCCUGCUCACUGAUCCUCAGGUGGAUAUCCCCUCAGGCAAUGGCCAGGCUCACCAUAUCAGAGCCUAUGGUACAGGUAUGGACACAGACAGACAGACAGACAGACAGACAGACAGACAGACAGACAGGCAGGCAGGCAGGCAGGCAGGCAGGCAGGCAGGCAGGCAGGCAGGCAGACAGACAGACAGACAGACAGACAGACAGACAGACAGACAGACAGACAGACAGAGUAUAUUGUAUGCAGGCGCAUAGACAGAUAGGCAGAGACUGGGAGGGAGAAAGGCAGGUAGUCAGCCAUGCGGGCGGCCAGGCAGUCAGGAAAGCAGGAGGGAAGGCGAGCUGACAGGUGACAGGUCAGCGGGAUAGGGCCGUCUCCUGGCCCCCACCUAUAAUUAGAUGCUGUGCAGGCCACCAGAGUGUGGUGGUCUUUCAUUUUCACUUAUACUACACCUGCUGUUCAAGACCAGCCCACAAAUAGGAGAUCAGGGGAGGGAAAAACAGGGAUUACUCUCUGGCAUACCUCUGCCAGAAAUGUGUACAUUACUGUAGUAUAAAUAGAUCUAAAUAUAUAUACUGUAAGUAGAUAAAUGUUUUGUUGAUUUUGUAUAUAAGCACAGUGCUCCUGUUGAAAGUAAGGACAUGUUUUCUGUGUGUUGUCUUAUCUUCAUUGUGAGGAAGAUGGACAGUUUGGUACCCAGGCAGUUCUAUUUAGAGACAGACACACUGCAAUAGAGCAGUCUGGCUAUCUGCAGUCCACUGAGCCCUAUGGCUUCCUCUGGAAUGAGGUGUGCUUCCCAAAGCGCUUGUGUCAAAGGUGUCUGCUGAGACUUGCCUGAGGAGAGAGUGAAUCAGCCUGCUGAUAAAUAAGUAGUGUUUAUCACCCACUCACCAGCAGAUAGAGUUAGACCGGAGAAAAGUUCUGAUUUCUAAUCAGGCAUCGCAUCCGCAACACCUCACUGCAUGAUGAGCAGCAACAAUUGUAGCCUGAAUAUGGCCUUCGGAUCGACAGUCAAAGAGAACUCCUGGGCGUGAGUAAAAACACAGACAGACAAAAUCCUUGCCAUGUGAGACGAGAGGGCAGCUGAGGGGCCUUGACAGCCAUUACAAGCCCAGUGGCGUACCACUACACAUGCUUGUGCCCUGGCCCUCAGCGGGGUCAGCCACAGCACAGCCACACUAGGGCCACUCCUCCUCACAACAAGUCCUCAUUUGCAAUUAAGUUUGUGUUUGGAGCUGUCUGAAGCAGCAUGCCACCGUGUGCCUUAAUGAAAGCAGCUCCCUCUCCUAUAUUUAUAUCUUUAGGCGCUGGUAAUAAGGUAACUGAUUCAGACACUGACAGAUGGCCUCUGCUUGCCUCUCAGAUGUGCAUAAUUAGAAGACGGUCUGCUCUUUUCUACAGCAGCACUCUGCCUCUGCUUCUCCUGCUUCUCAGAGUAUGCCGCUAGGAACGGCUGCAGU
Molecule: messenger RNA, 5311 nt
Organism: Coregonus sp. 'balchen'
Lineage: Eukaryota; Metazoa; Chordata; Actinopteri; Salmoniformes; Salmonidae
Source: the annotation of a GenBank genome assembly